AUGCAUGGUUUCUUCAUGUUGGUCUUUAUGACUUCUGGCGAGCCCAGGCUUCCUACAGAAGAUGCGGAGUUCCUGGAAGCUGCCGAAGGCCUGGGGAACUCGCAAAAAGCCGAGGUGGCUUGGCUCGAACGGAAGGGCUACAGCUACCGCGGCGUCGACGUCACCACGUGGCUCGAAGAGGACGGCAGCGAAGGCUGUGGCCAUGCUACGAGGCUUGAUGUCGAGUCAAAGCCACAGGGCGCAAACCCAACACCUUGGGCGCUCCCGCACGAAAUCCCAGCAGGUGCAGCAUCAGAUCUUAACCAAGCCGUUGGCGCUCCCGCGAACCCGGAUCUGUUGGAGUAG
Symbiodinium sp. CCMP2592 is the source of this 345-nucleotide messenger RNA. The record is from the annotation of a GenBank genome assembly. Lineage: Eukaryota; Dinophyceae; Suessiales; Symbiodiniaceae.